This is a messenger RNA of Cyprinodon variegatus (sheepshead minnow), 4165 nucleotides long. RefSeq names its product family with sequence similarity 109 member A (gene pheta1). The coding region runs from base 602 to 1474 and encodes 290 amino acids. Gene Ontology annotation, cellular component: trans-Golgi network; early endosome; recycling endosome. The record is from RefSeq and is a predicted model, not a curated record. NCBI's taxonomy places the organism in Eukaryota, Metazoa, Chordata, Actinopteri, Cyprinodontiformes, Cyprinodontidae. Gene Ontology annotation, biological process: receptor recycling; retrograde transport, endosome to Golgi; endosome organization. The transcript is spliced from 2 exons.
UCUUUUUGAUAGGUCACGUGACAGGGAAGCAUAGAAACGGGAGGAAAAAAUGGAAAGGCGAUGAAGAACUAGAAAUAAAACAAUCUACGGAAGGAAAACCCUCGAAGAGCACAUCCGCAGGUACUCGCUUUGUUCUCCUGAGACGUUGGAAGUACUGUUAUGAACUCUGGGGAUGCUUCUUUUUCUACUAAAGGAAGCGUUAAAUUCUAGCUAGUUGGCACGGAGGAGUGAGGCUGGCUUUUCGCAAAAGGGGUUAAUAAAAGUUUAUUGCGUGUUUUCUCGCAUGAAUAAAUGUGUCGAGUUGUCAGGAAUAGGUUUCUGCUAAAGUGCUGAUGCGUCAAAAGCUUGUGACCCAACAGCAGAGGGCUGAAUCAUCUCCCCCCUCCUUAGCUCUAGAGGUGCAACAAAAAAAAAACCAACCCAUCCAGUCAUUUAAACCGCCUGUUUUGGUCAGACUGCAUCCUGAUUCAGUCCUCUGCUCUGCGCCUCAGGAGACGGGAUGAAAGGUGGAGAAUCGAUGCCAGAUGUGACUGGAUCAGCGGGUGGAUGUCAUCUGGACAUGAGACAAACACGCGAUUGAAGGUUCUGUAGGGCGUAGAAGAUGAAGCUAAACGAACGCAGCGUGGCGCACUACGCCACCUGUGACUCGCCACCAGACAAGACGGGCUUUCUGUUCAAAAAGGGCGAGCGCAACACGGCAUAUCACCGCCGCUGGUUCGUUCUCAAGGGCAACAUGCUCUUCUACUUUGAAGAGCGAGACAGCAGAGAGCCGAUCGGUGUGAUCGUACUGGAGGGCUGCACCGUGGAGCUGUGCGAGUCCGUGGAGGAGUUCGCCUUCGCCAUCAAGUUCGACUGCGCCAAGGCGAGGGUGUACAAGCUGGCUGCAGAGAACCAGGUCGCCAUGGAGUCAUGGGUGAAAGCUCUGUCUAGGGCCAGCUUUGACUACAUGAGGCUGGUGGUGAAGGAGCUGGAGAGGCAGCUGGAGGAGAUUCAGGAUGCUUCAGGAGCUGGAGGCCAGCAGGGCAGGCCGAAGCCUUCCCGGCGGAAUCAGAUGGCACGAUCCAAAUCUGCCGCAUCCUCCUCUUCGUCGUCUUCAUCUUCCCUUUCUACGUCAUCUAGCGCUCCUUCCAUGUCAGCUGUUUACUCUGCUCAGAAGAGUCUUCAGGAUGAGGUGCAGCUCAUCCCUGGGAAUUCUAGGGAGAAUGGAGUGGCAUGGAGCAAGCCUCCAUCUGCCUCGGCUAACGGAUCUGGGGAGGCGGCGCCGUCCUGCGUGACCUGGGAUGGCAGCACGGACUCUGGGAUCGUCACAGGAUGUGGGGCAGAUGGUGGGAGAGCUCCACCAGUCCCCCCGCGGAGGUUGGGUGCGUCACUUGAGAGCCCGGUCUCUCCCGACACCGGCUGCUUCUCCAAACUCCACGACUGGUACGGCAGGGAGGUGGAGGAGCUGAGAGUGCAGUGGCUGCAGAGCCAGUGAACCGUUCAGUCACUCCCUUUAGACCCGAUGUUCUUCCUAAGCUUUCCAGACAGAACAGAAUGAAACAGUUUGAUGUAGCUGGAAAAACACAGUCUUAUUGUUUCUACAGAAGCAAAACUUUAUUGACUGUCUUCCAUUCUUCUCUGGCAUGAAAUAAUAAUACAAUAAUGUGUAUGUAAUUUUUUUUUUUCAAAUAUCAAACACUUUGUGUUCUGCACUUAAAAACCUCAAAAUUAGCUUCUUUUUUUUUUUUUACCACAGUUAUCACCCAAAAAGUAUAUAUAAAAACACACUACAAAGUAUGCACAGAUUUCCAAAUGCAGACAGUUUUCUACAGCAGUUUCUGCAGAUCAUUUUCAUGCAGUUUUUUUAUUUCCUUCUUUCUUUUAAGUUUUAUAUUAUUGUAAAAAAAAGUCGAUGCAUUCUUAAAAGUAAGAAGUAAACACUAGAAUCAAUGCAAUAACUUCCUGAGUGUUAUAAAGCAUAAACUUGAUCACGUUACAACCAACGACUUCAAAUAUUUUACUGGUUGGAUCUGUGUUAAGGCAACACAAGGCAUUGCACCACUGAAAAGGAUAUUUGAUUUUGAGUUUAUAAUUUAAAAAUAACAAUCUUAGAAGUAUUGCAUGCAUAUUUAUUAAACCCUUCAUAGUCAGCUUUCCCAUUCUGCGUUUACAGCUCCAAGACAUUUUUAGGUACAUCUGCCGGUUUUGCACAUCUGGAAACGGAAAUAGUUUCCUAUUUUUCUGUUGCAAAGAUUGGUUUUUGCCAAUCAUGGUAACAAAUGGCAGUAGACGGCAUGAGGAAUGACAACAACUUAGGCUUUUAUGUUCUUGAGGUUCCUCUAUCAAAGAUGAAUGCAUGGAUUCUGAUGUAAUAGUUGAAGCUGCAGCUACUAUAUGUCCUGCCUUAAUCCAUAAUACUACAACUCAAUUGGCUGACCUGUUUCAGGACAGUCUGGAAGGGUCGACCCAGGAGAACACAGAUUCUCUAUUGUGUUUGUCAAUGCAUAAGAAUUCAACUUGCAGGAUAGGUUAUUGGAGAGUAGAUUCUUUUCUGGACUUUGAAUAGGCCAUUUGAACCUAUGAUUGUGCUUUGAUCUAAAACAUUCCUUUUUUUACUCCUUGCUGAAUGGAAAAGAAAACCUUCCUCACAGUCGUUUUUUUAAACACUAUGUUUUGUAAAAUCCUUGGUCAAAGUUAUUAGUAGCCUCUUUUGGGGGGUCUAGAGCGCAACAUGAGAUCUUAAAGACAUGAUCCAGACCCACAUUUAGGUUAACCUCCAUUUAGGGCUGCUCAGUGUCAUGCUAUUGCUGAAUCAAUCAACUUACAUUGUGUGAUUCUUUUAGCUUUUUAUUUUUACUUCUGUCUCUGUCGCUCUCUUAGGACUUUACUCUUUACCCACUUUAAACAUAUGAGCAUUCAAAGCAGACAAAGUCUAUUUUUGAUCAAUCCUCUGAGGCCUUUGCAGAACAGCUGGAUGUAUACAGAAAUUAAAUAAUGCACAGAUAAAGUCUUAUUUACUAAUUAGGUGACAUGUGGUAGGCUAGUGUUACUGGAUAUUAUUUUAAGAGGGGGAAAAACCAUGUACCUUUCAGAUUUGUUUUGGGAGUUUUUACAUUCCUAAAAUACGCUUAAGUUUUAUCUUUAAAUGAGACAAAGUAUGUAUGGAAAGUAUUACACACACGCUCUUAGCCGUACAUUUCCACCGACUUGUGCCAACUAAAACCAGGAUCCCAUCGCUGCUGUAAAAUAAUCAAUCCCAAGAUUCUUCUGGGUUUUGCAGCUGCUAACAUGAGAGCAUCUUUGCUGCGGCUCCAUGUGGGGAGAUGGAUGUCCUGCUCAAAGCGAGAGAACCCCUUUUAUUUUUAGUCCCUGUUAUCCAGCGGCCAGAUGAUGCUGUGUCAUAAGAGUACUUGUCACUUAUUCCCCUUCGAGUCUCUCGCUCCAUUGGGGGAAAAAAAGAGGCUGUUUAUCCAUGGAGUUUAUUGGUCUAAGUUCCGGAUUCUGUGCAGUCCAGUCUGCAGUUGUCUUAUUUACCUUGAAUGUUACUGAUUAGAGGUCAGUUACUUUUCUUUAGUGUAGAUAUUUAGUGUUAAAAAUGAACGACAACACUCCUCAAUACAGGCCUUUUGAUUUGAUUAUUUUUUUAUCUGUUGCAGAGUUGAUUGAUCUUUUCUUUUUCAUGUGCCUUAAGUUUUAUGGGAACUUUUCAUCUGCAUGAUUUGACCUCUUACUGCCUUAUGUUAUUUUUUUCUUUCCUGCCAAAGGCUCGUCUUAGUGCAAUCACUUUUUGAUAAUGACUCGUUACUCUAGUCUGGAUCAGUGCAUAACACUAUCAUCAUUCCUGUUCUAUGCUGCGCAGAAACGACUGAACAUGUGCUACAGUGGGUUUUUUUCUUUUUUAAAUGCCAGUACCUACAAAACUUUCAAUAUGCUAUCUAAAGUUCCACGUGCAUUAUUAUUAUUACAUUAUUUACUGACAUCUAUGUAAUCAUGAAUUAAAGAAAUACAUCAAUGUUUUGUAUUAAGUAUGCAAUAAUUGAAUUUUUUUUUCUAAGUGCCAAAUAGCAUUUUCCAAUGUUGCAUUAUUCAAUGAAACAUAAUUUUUUAAGAACAGCACAAUGUUACACAACUAUGUCCCCAAACUUUGUUUUAUGUUGUAGUCCUUUUUAAUAAAGUUUUUUUUUUA